This is a messenger RNA of Acanthoscelides obtectus, 495 nucleotides long. The record is from the annotation of a GenBank genome assembly. Lineage: Eukaryota; Metazoa; Arthropoda; Insecta; Coleoptera; Chrysomelidae.
GUUUUAUUAUGAAUCAAGAAAUCUACGAAGAACUGCUCUUCGCAAGAACUUUGAUAACCGACACUAAAGGUGAAUCAAUAUUUCAUGUUUUGAAGGAUUACUUCAUUGAAAAAGCAAUUCCUUUAUCAAAUAUAAUAUCAGUAGCUACAGAUGGAGCGCCUGCCAUGGUUGGACGUUAUCGUGGAUUUAUAAGCUAUUUAAAACAAAAUGUGUCAGGGGUGUUAGCAAUACAUUGCGUCAUCCAUCGACAACAUUUAGUUGCUAAAAAUUUGAGUGUUAGAUUGCAUGAAUCACUUCAUUUAGUCAUUGAUGCAGUAAACCGAAUCCGAAGCAACGCGUUGAAUACGCGGUUAUUUGCGCAGUUGUGCGAAGAAAAUGAUGAACACUUUGAUCAAUGACUCCUUCACACUGAAGUACGCUGGCUGUCGAAAGGCUUAUGUUUGACAAGAUUUUUUGCACUUUUUGAGCCCAGUGUAGAAUUUCUGGAUACUAAAG